AUGCUCAACUUUGGUCUUGGCAACGUGUCAACAGCAGCACAACGCCAGCAACGAAUGCUGAGAACCAUUGGACAAAGCCUCCACACGAUAGAUGCAGCAGGGUCUUCUGAAACAGGAGGCACAACAACACACAACAUAGACCAUGAAGCGCUCCUCACAGCGGUCGUCCUACAAGGGGUUGUCGUCGCCCAGUCAGCAGACGGAGUCCUAGAACCACAUGUCAAAUGCGCCUCAUUUCUCAUGCAGACGUUGGAUCACUUCCACCAGGUACCACAGAGCACGCUUGCACGCAUGGCAGUACAACGAUUCGCCAUGGUAGACGUGAUGCUAGCCAUUUCCAGGCAACGACGACCCUACGCUCCACGCAACUUUGUACUUCAUCAGCCCGAUCCGGAACGAUGGGACAAAACCGAACCCUCUUUCCACAAAAUGACCGGCUGUCCACAGCCACUGAUGUGCUUCUUAGUGCGCAUCUCGCAUCUGGCGUGCGACGUGGAGGAACGGCUGGAACAAGCUGUGUCGUUCAACGAUAUUCUCACACGGGCAUAUCGGCUCGAGAGUGACCUUCGGUCUUGGGGCUCCGGGUUCACGGGGAUGGUUCCAGAAGAACGUGUGCGCCCGCCUCUGGAUAUUCUCACCGAGUGCUUUUACUGGACGGCUCAUCUGUUACUGGCACGUCGCGUGUUUCGCGAUUCGACCCGCAGUCCUCGGGUGCAACAUCUGACGCAUACGUGCUUCGGCCUCAUGGAUCAGUUGUCCACUGGCUGCGGACCAGAUUCGUCUCUGCCUCAGCCGUUCUAUCUUGCGGCUCGAGAGGCUGUUAGUAUGGAAGACCGCGCGUGGGUGCGACAGAAACACGAAUCGAUGACUGAGUACUAUCGAGAACAGCAGCGAAAUAUGGCGAUGCGGCUUACGCAAAGAGUCUGGGAUAUUACCGACGAGGCGGAAUUGACAGAUUCUAUCGCAGUGCAGGCUGGUCCUGCCGUAUCAAAUGGAGAUGAUAAGAUAAGGGCUAUGGACCAGCAGAGUUGUCUGUUCAUUUUCUGA
This is a messenger RNA of Penicillium cinerascens, 1047 nucleotides long. RefSeq lists its product as uncharacterized. Gene Ontology annotation, biological process: positive regulation of transcription by RNA polymerase II. Gene Ontology annotation, cellular component: nucleus. The record is from RefSeq and is a predicted model, not a curated record. The transcript has a single exon. Lineage: Eukaryota; Fungi; Ascomycota; Eurotiomycetes; Eurotiales; Aspergillaceae. Gene Ontology annotation, molecular function: transcription cis-regulatory region binding; DNA-binding transcription factor activity. Bases 1 to 1047 code for a protein of 348 amino acids.